Molecule: messenger RNA, 2190 nt
Organism: Sycon ciliatum
Lineage: Eukaryota; Metazoa; Porifera; Calcarea; Leucosolenida; Sycettidae
Product: glutamate dehydrogenase, mitochondrial-like
Exons: 1
Coding region: 42-1640 (532 amino acids)
Biological process (GO): L-glutamate catabolic process
Cellular component (GO): mitochondrion
Molecular function (GO): L-glutamate dehydrogenase (NAD+) activity
Source: RefSeq, a predicted model, not a curated record
UGGUCCAGAUUCUUGGACUUUGCAAAGUCCAGCAAUCCAUCAUGGCUUUGCUUAGGAAUUUAAGUCAAAGGCAGCGGCAAUUGUUUGCCAGCCAUCGUCAGUUUGCUUGCUCAUCACAGAAGCUUUCUGGCUGUUCGAACGAUGAGGACAACAUGGGAUUUUCUCAAAUGGUGAUGAACUUCGUAGACGAUGCAUCUAAACAGGUCUGUCAGCAUCUCAUCCAGGAAGAGAAGACUCCGCGAGAGACGCCAGAACAGAAGAAGAAAAGGGUUGAGGGCAUGUUCAAAGUCAUCCUGCCCUGCAACCACUUUCUGGAGGUGAACUUUCCCGUGUGUCGUGACAAUGGAGAAGUUGAAAUGAUCCAGGGUUAUCGUGCACAGCACUCUCAGCACAGGUCACCCACCAAGGGCGGCAUGCGCUACAAUAUCCACGUGUCCGCGGAUGAAGUGAAGGCACUGGCUGCUCUCAUGACCUACAAGUGUGCAAUGGUGGACGUACCAUUUGGCGGUGCCAAGGCUGGAAUCAAGAUCGACCCAGCACAGUACUCCGCAAUGGAGCUGGAGAAGAUUACGCGCCGCUUCACGCUGGAGCUAACCAAGAAGGGGUUCCUGGGUGCCGGCAUUGACGUACCAGCACCAGACAUGGGAACUGGCGAGAGGGAAAUGGCCUGGAUGGUAGACUCAUACAAAAUGUCUUUUGGCCACGGCAGUCUUGACGCUCACGCCGUAACCACCGGUAAGCCCAUCACACAGGGUGGAAUUCACGGUCGCAUCUCCGCUACAGGCCGCGGUCUGUUCCACAGCGUCGAGCAAUUUAUUAACAACACUUGUUUCAUGGAUAUGAUCGACCUACAACCGGGAUUCAAAGACAAGACGUUCAUCAUUCAGGGCUUUGGCAACGUGGGUCUGCAUUCGGCACGCUACCUGCACCGUGCAGGAGCUAAGUGCAUUGGCGUCAUUGAGCGCGAUGGCUCUAUCUUCAAUCCAGAAGGUAUUGAUCCGAAAGCUCUGGAAGAGUACAAACUGGAGAGUGGCGGCAUCAAGGGAUUCCCUGGAGCGGACGCUGCAACCGAUGAUUUGUUAGUGGCGGAGUGCGACAUUCUAGUUCCCUGUGCCAACGAGAAGCAGAUCACAAGCCGCAACGCGCCCAACAUCAAGGCCAAAAUAAUUGCGGAGGGAGCCAACGGCCCCACCACCACUGCCGCCCAUCGCAUCCUGCUGGAGCGUAAGCGCCUGGUCAUCCCGGACCUGUACGCCAAUGCCGGCGGUGUGACGGUGUCAUACUUCGAGUGGCUCAAGAACCUCAACCAUGUUAGCUUUGGCCGCCUGACGUUCAAGUACGAGCACGACAGCAAUGUGCACCUCUUCAACAGUGUACAGACGGCACUGGAGAACAACUUCCCUGGCAAGAAGCUGCCCGUCUAUCCAACAGCCGAGUACCAGAAGCGCAUGGCUGGUGCGUCUGAAAAGGACAUUGUCCACUCCGGCCUCGCCUACACCAUGGAGCGAUCGGCGAAGCAGAUCAUUGAAGCCGCAUCCAAGUACGAUCUAGGUCUGGACUUGCGGCAAGCAGCGUACAUCUGCUCGCUGGAGAAGAUCUACCGAGUGUACCGCGACGCUGGCAUCAUGUACGCCACAUAGACCCAGUCACCACCGGGUUCCUCUUCUCUUCUCUUUUCUUCUUAGGACAUUGGUGUGUAGGACUGGCCUUUCUUCCCCGGCCCCUCUCCCACUUUUUUUAACCACAGCAUAUAAGUUUAAGCUCUCAUGGAAUGUAGACAGAAUAUUUUAUAUAUUUUUUUGCUUGACUCCUGUCGGUUCUCUAACACUUGGAUAAUCUGUUAGCCAGUCUCUAAGAUGUACUAGCACACUAGGAUCGGCAGCAUUAUUCAUACCUCCGUGAUGUAUCUGUGCACUACAAGAGGUAGUCUCAUUUUAACUGAGUAUUACUGUAUUGAAAUCAUUUGUCAUGCAUGAUGUUGUACGUCAAAAUGAUUAGAAGGUUUAAUACGCCACUAUACUCGUGCUGAACCCAGCCGUGCCAAUUUUGUUGCUGACGCCAUGCCUGUUGGUGACUACGUCAUUCGCUGCCUUCACUCAAGGCGCCAGUAUCAGGAGGAUGGUCACCUCCGGCAUGUGCCAAUGCGGGCAGGGCCGUAGCACCCAGUCCGGCCAUGUCUGGGUCUUAUUU